AUGAAUUUCGUCGAGAUUGAUUGCGCCGAUGAGCGUUGCAAAUUCCGCUCGAAACAGCACGUGCAUUGCAAUCAGAAAAGGUGUUUUUUCGCUUCCGAUGAUACGUUAAUUAUCACUAAUCAUUUCACAAUCUUCCAUUCUUCGAGACUUCCGUUCCCGGAGAAUAUGAUAUUCUAUCAUAUUGAUGCAUUCGAAAUGUGCAACUCGCACAAAUGCCACAUCCCUGGAAACGCAGCAGAUUUGGAGUUUCCGCAACAAAACUUUAAAGUCGACUUGUGCUCUCGACCAUUCUGCAAGCUCAAAAAGAAAACGCAUUUCCAUUGCGAGAAAUGCGAUCAAGGAUUUUCGAUAUGGUCGAAACUUCUUAAUCAUAGUCAUCGAUAUCGUCGACGAGCGAAGCCGUCGCCGUUGAAAUCAAGUUCCGAGAAGGAAGAAGUCAGCGAAUCGCAGCAACCAGACGAACACAGUGAACCGUUUAUAUUGCGCAACCCAAUUCGGUUCACUAUGGAGGAUCAUUUCAGCUCGUCUCGCGAAUAG
Messenger RNA from Caenorhabditis bovis, 537 nucleotides. NCBI's taxonomy places the organism in Eukaryota, Metazoa, Nematoda, Chromadorea, Rhabditida, Rhabditidae. The record is from the annotation of a GenBank genome assembly.